Molecule: messenger RNA, 1626 nt
Organism: Medicago truncatula (barrel medic)
Lineage: Eukaryota; Viridiplantae; Streptophyta; Magnoliopsida; Fabales; Fabaceae
Product: F-box/kelch-repeat protein At3g23880
Exons: 2
Coding region: 54-1337 (427 amino acids)
Molecular function (GO): protein binding
Source: RefSeq, a predicted model, not a curated record
GAGCAAUCCCUAUAACUACAACGACGCUGCCUUGGUAUUGGAAACAAUCAGCCAUGUCUACGAUUCCGUCGCCGGUGUUCUUCUCCGAUGAUCUCCUCGUCGAGAUCCUUUCAUUACUUUCUGUGAAAUCUCUACUUCGAUUUAGAUGCGUAAGUAAGUCUUGGAACGCUCUAAUUUCUGAUCCCAAUUUUGUGAAAUUCCAUCUCAAGAGAUCAAAAUCACAAAAUCAACUCUUCACACUAGUCACUAAAUACAUCAAAACUAUUAUGGGAGAAUCCCCUUACGGAAGUGACUAUGAAUCUGAGACUGAUUACGGUAUCAUUCCAUACCCUAUACCCCGUUUACUCGAUAACCCGUCCUUUACCCUUAUCACUGAUCCUCGCUCUCUAUUGAAUGAAAAAGACUGCUCUGGUAUAGCAGGUUCCUGCAAUGGGUUGAUUUGUUUGACUGGUUAUCGUUCCAUUUAUUGGUCCGAUGAUGAUGAAUUAUAUGACUACUGGCUACGUUUAUGGAACCCAGCCACUAGGAAAAUAUCUCCAAAAAUUGGUUGUUUUCGUGAUCUUCCUGGUUUCGUCUUCAAUUUUGGUUGUGAUGAUUCUACCGACACUUUUAAAGUGGUUGCAUCACGUUACAUUCGUGAUCGUUUGACAAGUGAGGUUAGAGUUUUCAGUUUAGGUGAUAAUGUUUGGAGAAAUAUUGAAAGUUUCCCUGUUGUCCAUCUUAAUUUGUAUUAUGAAGGAUUUGAGCAUACUGAUGUGUUUCUUAACAGCACUUUUAACUGGUUGGCUAUUUACAAUGACAUCCCGAUCACUUGGUAUUGGUUUCCUGAUCUGGAGGAUAUUACUGUCGAGCAGAUUGUUAUUGUUUCACUUGAUUUGGGGACUGAGUCAUACAACCAAUAUCGGUUGCCUCGGGGUUUUGAUGAGAUGCCGACUGAGGAGCCAACCGUUGGUGUGUUGAGGGACUGUCUUUGUUUUUCUUAUUCUUACAAGGAAACCGAUUUUAUUAUAUGGCAUAUGAAGGAAUUUGGGGUUGAAGAGUCUUGGACUCAAUUUCUUAAAAUUAGUUAUCAUGAUCUUCAGUUGAACUAUGACUUUAGUGCUGUUACGCUGAAGUAUCAUCUUCAAUUCUUGCCAGUGUUUCUUUCUAAGGAUGGUGAUACACUGGUAUUGUCUAGUAGUCAAGAAAGGGAAGCAAUUCUCUAUAAUUGGAGGGAUCAUAGAGUGGAGCGAACAGGAGUCACUCUGCAUAAAACUAGUUUUGAUGAUGGAAAUAGAAGUUAUUUAUAUUGGGACUUUGCCAAGGGUUUUGUUGAAAGCUUAAUUUGGAUUUUUUGAAUCUUGAAAAUGUACUUCAGAUGCUUCACAGCGAUGUGGCUUUUCGGAACAAAGGUGAUGUUGGAUGGAGGAAAACAAUAAGAUGCCGGGGAAAUUACAUUGCGUAGAACGUGAAGGGAAAAUCCAUAUUCAAGAUCAAUUGUUCUGUUUUUUCCUUACAUGUUCUGGUAGCCAGACUACAACAAACCCUUUUACAAGGUGGACAUCAUGAAAUGACAAAAUGCUUCAAACCCUUUUGAUUAUUUAUAUUAAUCUUUUUAUGUACAAAAAAGAAGAUGAUCAAGAAUAA